Messenger RNA from Saccoglossus kowalevskii, 1239 nucleotides. RefSeq lists its product as uncharacterized. NCBI's taxonomy places the organism in Eukaryota, Metazoa, Hemichordata, Enteropneusta, Harrimaniidae. The record is from RefSeq and is a predicted model, not a curated record.
AUGGCAUACCCUGGGAGCAGACAGAAAAGAACUACCAAAGUUGAGUUCCACAAUUGUUUACGGGAAUGGAAAGAUGGCGUCGAUACGGAACGAGCCCAGUGGGUAGGACAGGAAAUCACACGCAGACGUGAAAGGCUGUCAAAUAUACUGACAGGCCAGGAUGCUGUUGCGACGGACGCUAUUGAAGCGUUGAGGCUGUACCUAGAAAUGCCUGUACAAGAACUAAUUGAUAUGGCGCAGGGCGAGUCAAAUGCAAGAUUUUACUGGCUGAACAUAAUCGGUGUGGAAUAUACUAUUAGAUACGAUGAUGCUCAAUUUGAUCGAGCGUCAAUGAUGAUGAAGACGGCUUUGUGGCUAAGGCAACGUGGUCUUGUUAUCCUCGCUGACCCGGAAAGUGUGCUCUGGGCUGCAGGUGUAUUUGACUGCAUACAAGAAAUGGAUUUGCCGUUCAGAUCUCCUGACUUGUAUGUAAAAGACAUAAGAGCCUUGUCAUCGCAGUGUUCCGCCGAAGCUCUGUUUCUUAAAGUACGAGAAAACCGAGAGUUCCUAUCACCAGAUAGCUGCUUGGACACCGCCAUUCUUGCUGCAGAGAAGUUCCAAGAAUCGACAGAGCUAAUUAAUACACAGAACAAAGGUGGUAAAAAAUGGAAGACUUUCGUUCAUUUCAAAUAUCAUCUUUGCAGCGCUUACGCGCGGACACUUCAAUCGUUGACAUUUUCACAAGCCAACAGGACCAAAGAGAGUGUGGCAUCCUUGCUAGAAGGAAGAGAUCACAUGGAAAGGGCAAAAGAGGAAUCCGAGGAUUUCGACCGAUGUGACCCCGAGUCUUCAGUGUAUCUGUCGAAAAGUGAAGAGUUUCGAAGAAUUGAAUUUUUAGUUGAGAAGAGAGCGUCCGAAUGUGAAAAAGACUACAAUAAAAGCAUUGAUCAGUUACCGCCAAUGGUGCAACUUCUUCCCUUGGACACGAGUUCGAGCACAGGCACUCUGGACAAAAGAUUAUUCAGACUACCUGCAGUACAAGUUGACACGUGGCUAAACUCGCCUGAAAACGAAAGAACAGGUCGAUGUUCUCCAUGCUGUGCACCCUGCACAAACUGCUUACAGGCAGCAUCAAGUCGGCUGUCAUUGUUACCAUGGAGAUUUGCCAAAUGGGUAGUUGGAAAAUCAAACGACGAGGAAGAGGAUGAGGAAAGAAGAAUGAUUGCCCUUGCGGAUAAACCAGAGUAUGGUUCACGAUGA